CUUGGUCUGCAAAAUCUUGAAACUUUUGUCAUAGGUUUAAAGAAGUUGUUUUUAAAUUCAGAGUCUGUAUAAGAAGCGGAAUCUCUGAAUUGUAUUAAUUUUCUACUUAAAAAAUCAGAUUAAGAGGAACGAACAAGAUCAUUCAUUAAUAAUGGAUUCUCUCUGCUUGAAGGCGGGGAUUCAUACUAUGGCCGCGCCCAUAGUAUCCGGCGCCGCUCUUCUUGACGUCCGUACCAAUCAAUCGCACAUUACGGCUUCCGUAGGGAGAUCGCCGCUUGAUAAACCGUCGGUAUUAGCGGCGGCGCCGCCUCAGAGAUCAGGACCCUGGGGUUUUACCUUUAGGUAUCCUCUCAGAUCUCUCUGGCCUGGCGGAGGGAAGAGAUACGACGCCAUUGCCGUCGACGAUGCAGUUUCGGUCGAGCAAAUCGAACAGGAGAAAGGAGGCGGAGGAGCGGAGGAGGAGAUCGGCGGGGACGCGCGGAAGGAGAAUUGGGUGUUGAAGAUCUUGCAUGUUAAAUCCAUGUGGAAGGAUACUAGGAAUGUUGAGGUUGAAGAACUCGUUGAAGAUCCGGAGGAAUCAACCCGAACUGUGGACGAUCGGAAUCGCGAUUGCUCUGGUGAUGAUACCAAUGGCGAUGAGGAAUGUGAUCUCUGUAGUAUUGAUCACGAUGAUAAUGACGAUAAAAUCAAAUUCGAUAAAGAUUCAUUUUCCAAAUUGCUUCGUAGGGUUUCAUUGCCUGAAGCAAGGUUAUAUGCUCAAAUGUCGUAUCUAGGGAGCUUGGCUUAUUGCAUACCGCAGAUCAAGCCAGGAAAUCUUCUUAAAAGACAUAGUCUGAAAUACAUAACUUCAUCAUUGGAGAAGAAGGAAGAGGAGAAAUUAAAGGAAGAAAAGGAAACUGCUGAUUCUCAGAAUAUUAAAGAAGAAGAAAAAGAGGAAACACGGGAGAAGAAAUCAGAGGAAAUGGAGGAUGUGAAGAAUAAGAAGAAGAAAGACAAUGAGAGAAGAAUAAGCGCAUCAGUUGCUUACGAAAUUGCUGCAUCUGCAGCUUCAUAUCUUCAUACACAUACCAAAAGCAUCAUUUUCUUUAGAACAUCCAAAUCCGAGUCUGCUGAAGAUGAUGGUGAUGAUAAUACAGCAGAGAAGAAUAUUGCAGGAAUUAGUGAGAACAUUAUGAACAAUGAAAUGGCUUCCCUAGCUGCAACAACAGACUCGGUGACAUCCGUGGUUGCUGCAAAGGAGGAAGUAAAGCAGGCUGUUGCUGAUAAUUUGAGCUCUAGACGUUCUUCACCAUGUGAAUGGUUCAUUUGCGAUGAUGAUGAGACUGCAACAAGAUAUUUUGUUAUUCAGGGUUCGGAGUCAUUGGCAUCUUGGCAGGCCAAUCUACUUUUCGAACCAGCUGAAUUCGAGGGACUUGAUGUGCUUGUUCAUCGAGGAAUAUACGAGGCAGCCAAGGGUAUCUACGAGCAGAUGCUACCGGAGGUGCAUGCCCAUUUAGAAACUCACGGCGAUCGUGCAACUUUCAGAUUCACAGGGCACUCUCUAGGCGGAAGUUUGUCUGUUCUAGUGAAUCUGAUGUUGCUAAUAAGGGGCGGUGUUCCUCCCCAUUCAUUGCUCCCUGUAAUAACUUUUGGCGCACCUUCGAUUGUUUGUGGAGGCGACCGGCUGCUGAAGAAACUGGGGCUCCCCAGAAGUCACAUUCAGGCUAUUACUAUGCACAGGGACAUUGUACCUCGAGCCUUCUCCUGUAAUUAUCCUUCUCACGUGGCGGAGUUUCUGAAGGCGGUUAAUGGAAACUUCAGGAAUCUUCCGUGUUUAAGUAAGCAGAAGCUAUUGUACGCUCCAAUGGGGGAGUUACUGAUCCUGCAGCCGGAUCAGAAAUUCUCGCCAAGUCAUGAGCUGCUUCCGUCGGGUAGCGGAUUAUAUCUUCUGAUUAGCGGGGGAGACACUGAGGAGGAAGGUGAUACUGGUCGUCUUGUUGCUGCUCAGUGUGCGUUUUUGAAUAGUCCCCAUCCGCUUGAGAUUUUAAGCGAUCGGGGAGCGUAUGGUUCUUCGGGGACGGUGCAGAGGGAUCACGAUAUGAAUUCUUAUUUGAGAUGCGUUAGGGGUGUGAUAAGGGAGGAACUGAACCAAAUAAGGAAGGGGAGGCGGGAGAAUAGGAAGAGGAGGAGGAGCUGGUGGCCAAUAUUAGUGUCCACUGGUGGCGGGAGUGGUGGGGCGGGAAUAAUGAGAGGAAUGGGUGUGAAGGAAGAGGUGAAGUUUUCGGGAAUGGUUCAGAACGGAAGAGAAUCGUUGAGACGGUUCAGUAGGCUUGUGGCGUCGCAACACAUGCAUUUGCUUGUGCUGCUCUUGUUUCCGGCCAAGAUGCUCAUUUUGGGAACAUUUAGUGUCAUCAUGGGUGGUGGAGUUAGUCAUUCUUAAACUUACUUAGGAUUUGCCCCCCAUAUAGUAAUUGUAUCAAAAAACUUAAAUAUUGUCAACAAUACCUCACUUAGAUCAAUUAUAGGGGAAAAAACUUGUAUUUAUUUAUAUAAAAACUUCAUUCAUCUUCUUAUUAUUUUUCUGA
Impatiens glandulifera is the source of this 2564-nucleotide messenger RNA. Its product is annotated as phospholipase A1 PLIP2, chloroplastic. The record is from RefSeq and is a predicted model, not a curated record. NCBI's taxonomy places the organism in Eukaryota, Viridiplantae, Streptophyta, Magnoliopsida, Ericales, Balsaminaceae. Gene Ontology annotation, molecular function: glycerophospholipid phospholipase A1 activity. The transcript has 4 exons. Bases 152 to 2419 code for a protein of 755 amino acids. Gene Ontology annotation, biological process: lipid metabolic process.